Hevea brasiliensis (rubber tree) is the source of this 2476-nucleotide messenger RNA. Its product is annotated as FRIGIDA-like protein 4a. The record is from RefSeq and is a predicted model, not a curated record. NCBI's taxonomy places the organism in Eukaryota, Viridiplantae, Streptophyta, Magnoliopsida, Malpighiales, Euphorbiaceae. The transcript has 3 exons. The coding region runs from base 629 to 2188 and encodes 519 amino acids.
UUUUUUUUUUUUUUUUAAGAAGAAGAUAUUUUAAAAACACGAACGGAUGCGCAUGCCUGAUUCCAGAAUCUCAGGUUUCACUCGCUUCCCCUGUGACUAUGUAAUUAUGCUGAUUGUUAUAAUAAUAAAAAAAAAUAAGCGAGACAGGCCAUGUCUUUACUUUAUCUGACUCCUCCCAUGUGGUGUGGUUUUCAUCUCACCUCUUUCUUUCUUUCUUUCUUUUUUACGAUCUGACUUCGGUUUCUGCGAAAGUUAUCCCCCUCUUGUCUUCUACUCCAUCCAAACAUCCCCUUCCCCUGUCUGACGUCACUUCCCCCACACUCUUUGUCCUACGCACCACCCCACUCUUUAUCCUACGCACCACCCCCCUCUUUUCCUGCGCAUCCACUGCGCAUUCUAGAUUCCUCCCCCCACCGCCUUUUUCCCCGCAGUCGCCAUUACACGUGUCUUGUCUUCUUCUUUCCACGUCAUCACUGUUUCUCUCCCCCUUUCUCUUCUUCUCUUCGCUAUCACCUUCGCUUCUUCUUCUUUCUCCCUUGUUCUCUCUCUCUCUACUUCUAGGGUUUGUUUCUUUUUCUCUUCUUUUUCAGCUGCUGAGUUUCUUGCCGUGCCCGAUUCUCACUGGACUAUGGGGUCGAUCCCCGAUCCAGGCGAGUUAACCGAGUUGACUCGCCCGAGCUUUGACGAGUUCCAGCGCCAGACCUCGCUCAUGACUAGCUGUACUCUUCUCUGGAAGGAACUUUCCGACCACUUCACCUCUCUUGAGCAGAACCUUCAGAAGAAAUCAGAAGCCCUCAAACACAAAUUCCAGACCCUGGACCAUGACACCAAGGCUACGCUUUCCUCCCUCAAGAAGCGUGAGGUCACUAUUGAUGGUAGCGUGGAGAUCGCACUCGAGCGCGUCGAGGAACACAGAGAAGACGCUCUCAAGUCCCUCGAGAACCAAAAUUUUGACCAUCCUGAUGGCGAAGUGGAUGACGGCGAUGCACUGUUACAGCUUCUCAAAUCCUACUGCUUGAAAAUGCACUCCAGGGAGUUCUGGAAGUUUGUGAUUACCAAGAAGAAGGAACUUGAUGUAUUGAGGAGCCAGAUUCCGUUGGCUUUGGCUGAGUGUGUGGAUCCUGCUAGGUUUGUCUUGGAAGCAAUUUCAGAGGUUUUUCCCGUGGAUAAGAGAGGAGAAAGGACUGAGAAAGGGAAUGAUUUGGGAUGGGCUUGUGUGCUGAUUCUGGAGAGCUUGAUUCCAGUGGUGGUAGACCCACUGAUAGGCAAUUCCAGGCUGUUAGUGACGCCAAGCGUGAAGGAGAAGGCCAAGGAGAUUGCCGAGACUUGGAAGAGAAGUCUGGAAGAGCGCGGUGGGAUUGAGAAUGUGAAGACUCCUGAUGUGCAUACUUUCUUGCAGCAUUUGGUCACUUUUGGGAUUGUGAAGAAGGAGGAUGUUGAUUUGUACAGGAAGCUCGUAGUUGGGUCCGCUUGGCGCAAGCAGAUGCCUAAGCUUGCUGUCUCGCUUGGUUUGGGUGAUAAAAUGCCUGAUAUGAUUGAAGAACUAAUUAGUAGGGGACAACAGCUUGAUGCGGUGCAUUUUACAUAUGAAGUUGGUCUUGUGGACAAGUUCCCCCCUGUUCCAUUGCUAAAAGCUUUUUUGAAGGAUGCAAAGAAGGCUGCAGCUUCUAUCUUGGAGGAUCCGGAUACUGGUCGAGCUGCGCACUUUGCUGCCCGGAAGGAGCAGUCAGCUCUCCGGGCUGUCAUUAAGUGCAUUGAAGAAUACAAACUAGAGGCUGAGUUCCCACCAGAAAACCUCAAGAAACGCCUUGAACAGCUAGAGAAGACCAAGACUGAGAAGAAAAGGCCGGCUGCAGUCCCUGCCAACAAAAGAACACGUGCCAGCAAUGGCGGCCCAAUGCCUCCAGCCAAGGCUGGCCGCUUGACGAAUGCUUACGUAUCAUCUUUCCCCGCACCUCCAACAUUUGUCAGGUCUCCGUCACACACUCAAUAUCCUACUGGUGUACCAGCAUAUCCUUCUGCCGCUGCAGUUUAUGGUAGCAGGAGCCCUCAAUCUCCAUAUGCCUACUCACCAGAGGCAACUGCCCCCAUUGCUGGAUCAUAUCGUGGGGCUCCUUUGAAUUAUCCUCCAUAUGGAGGCUAUGGAAAUGGUUUCGCACCAGCUUAUCAGCAGGCUUACUACCUAUAGACAUGACUACUUGUUGAAGAUGGUGACCACUGAUAUGAUGACCCCAAUAUCAUUUGCUUUCUCGACUGGCUUGUUUGUAAUCACUAACCUUUUUAAUGGUAGCGAUGCGUGUGUGAAUUAUAACUUUUCUACUUCUUGCAGUGUCAUUGUAAGUUGUAUUUCUAAUGAUCAAACUGUAGCACUAGGUACUUGUAAAAGUAAUCCUGAUGGAAACAUAACAAUGUUGAUGGACUAAAAGUACGACCUGUUAUUAGGGUUAGUUGUAGAAAAGUUGUUCCUUGCCGUUUU